Molecule: messenger RNA, 6211 nt
Organism: Aplysia californica (California sea hare)
Lineage: Eukaryota; Metazoa; Mollusca; Gastropoda; Aplysiida; Aplysiidae
Product: ankyrin-3
Biological process (GO): protein localization to ciliary inversin compartment
Cellular component (GO): ciliary inversin compartment
Molecular function (GO): protein binding
Source: RefSeq, a predicted model, not a curated record
UUACAUUCACUACUUUGACGGGUUGAUUCUAAUUUCGUUCAUACGUGACACAGCCGUUCACAUGACAGGAGGAGAUGUCUGGAUAGCGGGCUGUGCGAAUGCUCCGCGGUUGAAAUUUUCUUGUUCGGAAGGAGUAUUAAGAAUGUCCGUCGAGACGUCGAUAGUGAGUUCGACCGUGCCAUCAACGACUUCUCCUUGUCAGAACCCUGGACUUCAACGUGAACACAGAAUGCGACAACGCAGGGGAUUUUUUGCUGCACAUAGCCGUCCGCAAAGGAUUGGCGCAGCUUCCCCUGCUGAUGGCACUAGUGAAGAUCCAGGGGGCGGACAUAGAGCUGUGUAACGCUGAUGGGAUGACGCCUCUCAUGUUGACUGCUGCAGUGGGCAACUGUGUGCUUUGUGAUGUUUUGAUAUGCCUUUUCGGCGCUGAUCCUAACAAACCAAACCCCCAGUCUGGGCAAAGUGCUCUUCACUACGCUGCAGAGGGAAACCACAGAAAAACGGUGGAAUGUCUGAUCCGCCGUGGUGCUGACGUGAACAUAGAGGCCCACGAUGGCCUGCGACCAGACGACAUCCCAGCAUGCCUUGCUGCCACAGAUGACUGCAGGGAGAUCAUCGCUUUCAAUAGAGUGCAACGCUUGGAGAUGCUCAGCGAGCUAGUCAGAAAAGUUCCAAACCCUGCACAACCUUCUGGAAGUGAGUCAGGCGACCAUCAACGCACAGCACAGCCGUACAGGCAUGACGGUGCUCGGUAUCGCAGCUCAGAUGGGGAAUGUGGACACCAUCAGUGUGCUCCUGAGACAUGAUGCAAAUCCCACAAUAGCUGACAUGAAUGGUUACCUCCCCCUGCAUCAUGCAGUUCUUCACAACCACGAGCAUGCUGUGGAUGUUUUCCUUGAUCAUUUCCCCAAGUCCUACGUGGGCUUACAUAAAGCUGUACGACUGUGUAAAAAGACUUCCAUACAUCUCAAGCUCAAGGCUGCAUGGGAGAAGCGCCAGGAGGAGAUCGUUACCCCAAAGAUGUUGGGUUGUGCCCUCAACGGGGAUGCUGGCGAGCUGUUCCUGCUGCUAGACGAAGGCGACAACAUCAACCCAAAGAGCGGCACUGGCAACUGGCCCCUCUACCUGGCUGUGGAGAAUGGCCACCUGGAUGUGCUCAAACUGCUGUGUGAGAGAGGCGGGGACAUUCGCAAGCGACACCCCACCACGGGGGCAACAGCGCUCCACGUGGCAGCCAAAAUGGGACAUCAAACCAUAGUGUCCUACCUACUGGGCUACUGCCGACAGUCCAUCGAGAGCAAAAGUAUGUUUGACAGCGCACCUGCACUCAACGCCGCAGGGGGAUCUUCAGGGAUGCAUAGCAUGUCAAGGUCGUCCUCGGGAUUUAUCAAGUCGCCUGGGAGUCAGAGGUCACUCGACAGUCCCGAGAAACCAAGAGAGUACAGGAAGUUGUUGGAUAUUAACGCCGUAGAUCGUGAUAACAAAACAGCUCUACAGUUGGCUGCUGAAAGAGGUUACAGUCGCAUUGUUGAGCUUCUCCUGUUCCACGGAGCGACGACAGCCAUGUUGGAUGCUGAGGGUCAGCUGGUGACCUGUCGACAGUACGAGGGAGUGCGCAUCAUGAUCGAGUCGCACCGACAGCAGCACACGAGGCAGGUCAUCAAAUGCGUCAUGGACAAGUCGCGCAAGGCACUGGCAUUGUUACAACAGAUCUGGCUGCCAAAGUUCGACCACCACUUGCGAAAUAAGGAAGGUGACACCCCUCUAAUGGUGGCCGCAGCCACGGGGAGACUACCCAUCAUUCGCUUUCUCUUGGAGUCUGCAGUCUACCCUGAGGUUGCUCAGUAUGAGUCUGACUGUGCGGACGACUCCGACGCAGAUUCUGGUGUCCUUGACCCAACCUCCAGCUCGUCAAAAGACCCACUCAAACAAGAUGAUGAAUUUCAGACUAGUCACGAUGUCUCAUCCUCAAUCUUUACUGGCCCUGAGUUUGUCUCCGACACGAGAUUUGAAAGAGCAUCCUCCCCUCAAGUUCAAGUGACCACUGGCCUGGCUGACAGCACAGAGCUUUUCUACCAGACUCGGCUCAGUCGGAUUGUGAAUGAUGCCAACCGACCCAAGGGCCUGUCCAUAUAUCAUGAUGGCCUGAUCAGUCACGUGUGUGCCGUCAACUUGACCACUGGCUACACAGCUCUGCACCACGCCGUCAGGGGUGCUGGCGACAUCCCUCAGGUGUUGUCUCUUUUGUUGGAGUACGACCCGACACCCAUCAACGUACAGGACAACCGUGGGGAGACUGCUAUACAUCUGGCGUGCAAACUAGGUCGAAAGAAAUGUGUCGAGAUGUUACUGGCACGAUCGGACAUUGAUCUGAAUGUGAGAACGCUAGAGGGUCAUCUGCCGGAGGAGGUGGCUAAUCUGAAGACGAUACAUAAAAUGAUUGAAAGACAGCGAAUGUUCAUGCCUGCCCCUGUGGAAUCUGGUUUACUAACACCUCAUGACGGUGGCUCGAUCGGCGGCAGCGAUCGGUCCCCUAGCAUCACAGGAUCAACAGUCAACUUUGAGAAAGUUCACAGUCGUUAUGAGGCUCUGAAGCAAGGCAGUGCCUUAGAUAGAGCUUCUUGAAAGAGACCUGGGGUCUGCCUUCUGUGACUUUCAUACAAGGGAAGACGUUCUACAUAUUUUGCUCAAAGAUGAACAAGCCACUGUCCUGACAGUUCAUCUUUUUCAUCCAUCAGUUGUCCUCCCGCAGACAACAUUAUAUGGAAACUGACUUUAAAAGUUUCAGGAAAAUUUGCUCAAAAAGAUUUGGGCAAUUCUUCAGAUAUUUCUUACGUUCCAGGAAGUUUCACAGCUUUUUGAUAAGACUGAGUGAAGGAGAGUUCAACAGUGGACAUCCAAGUCUCGGAAACUGUGGUCACAUGCUCCUCGAACUUGCUUUUCUCUUUUGUGUUUCUAAUCACAUCAGGCCUAGUCAGUCUGUUAUGGAGGAACGUUUUGUAAAUAUCCAGUGCUUGUUGUGUCUUUGUGAAAUACUCGUUCAUGAGAAGAAGAAAAAACAAUUUAUUUCCUGGUUGUUUUUCCCUUGUCUUUCGUAAGGAAAUGAACUGGCAAGAAAAGUGAAGUUCACAACAUGUUAUACUUGUGUUUGAGACUCUGGACAUGUGUGCACAACUUUGAAGGAAUAAUCAAAGAGAUUGAAACCUAGAAUAUGCUCAGUGUUCUGACAAAUUUGCUUGAUGUGACACACACCAGAUUGACCUGAAUAACCUGAUGGUUAGGAACUGAUACCCUUGUUGUUGCUGAGUCGAGAAAGGUGGUCGCAUCAGGAUAACAAAGCUAGCUAAGGGAACAGGCUACUACGCUUGCAGUGUAGAGGUUUUGGGUUUGUUUCCUGACAGUACUUUGUUCAGUGAUGUGUCCUUGGAAAAGACAUGUGACAUUGUUUCUCCUCUUUGCACUCUAGUGUGAACUGAGAUAUGGCGUUUCGUUGUGGAACUUAGCUGGGCUGCAUGUUCUUGAAGAUGAACCUGCCAAGGGCUGAGUCCUGUCUGAGAGGGGAACUGUGGAGACAAAGCUUGAGCUCCAGUUGUAUCCUGUAGCGAUGAAAGUUUCGUCACUUCCACGCCAAACUGCGAGUUUUUGUUCUGAGGUGUACACAAAACUAUAUUUUUUAAAAUUGUAUUUUUACAAGGUACUCUCAAGGAGACUAGUCAAUGGCGAAUCUGAUUACUCUUUUGGACAUUCUCGUGAUUUAUGCAUACGAAGAGUAAGUUGUUUAUGUAUUAUACCAUUUGUAUUGAAAUUUUGAAAUGGUGUUGAGUUGUGUUGAAAAGAGCCCACAACAUGUUUGAAACUGCGUUCCUUUACUCUCUGUACCUGGCUGGUAUGUUCAUGAGAUGUUCAAUUUUGUGUUGCUUGCUAAAUGUUUUGAAUACAUCCAGAAACAUUUUUCGGCCAAGAUAUUGUUGUGAAGAAGAAUGUAUGAGGGAGCAGGAAUUUCUUCCUGCUCUUUUGAGCAUGAACUGACAUCGCUGUCAAAGUUUGAUUGUACCGUCAUCUGUAGGCAACGGUAAGGCUAAAAGUAAAAGACAUUAGUUCUAUUCCCAAAUGAGGAAGAUAUCUUACUGAUUAUCUCAAUCUUUUUACUGGGAUGUAACCGACGCAGCUCUGGUCCACCGUGAUGAGCAGGGUCAAAGCAUUGUGUGUGCCUCUGAUAGGACAUAAAUUUUGUAAAUGGGGGUGGAUAAAAUUCGCCACAGUUGCAACAAUAUAAUGUCUGCUCAGUAUAAAACUCUAGUCAUACGUCACAUUUCAAAAUGACAUAUAUAUGGCGGAGUCUUACACUAAGCAGUUGAUAUGCACUUGAUAUACAUAUUAUGUAUGUUGCAGGGAUGAUAUGACCUGCCAUAGAGACAUGUUCUGCCUGCUCCUAUUCCAGAACUGCUCCAUAUUAGUCAAACAAAAGAACAAAACAUUCAGUCUACCAGAUACACAACUGUUUUUGGUACAUCUGGCUCUUUCUCCCCCCAAAAUGAAAAGAAAAACAAUCAGACUUAUUCCUUAGCUAGAUGCGGUCUCAAUGUGGGAUGGAGUAGAAUUGUGAAUGGAAUCAGGAUGUGACUUCUUGGUAUUUGAAGGGAUAACUUUUUAAAAAUUUCUGUGGACUUGUUCAAGGUGAGAGGGGGAGGGUGAGUACAGGAGAUGUAUGUUUUCUAGGAGGUUGAAAAUGUUUCUUUGUGUUCCAGGGUUUGCUGAGGUAGUAAUAUAGAUUGUAAAGUGCAUAGAGCUUACAACUGAAUGAUGAUAUGUGCUAUACAGAUGUUUUUUGUUAUUUAAUAUGUAACUUCUAAAGUUCAUUUAAUCAGAGGGCUGUGGGGGGGGGGGAUGAUGGAUAUUUUAUUUCUUUAUCAUCCAUUCUGUAUUGAAUUGCCAGUUCAUAGAAGUGUCAAAUUGUUGUUUUUUACCGUUAACCAGCAGCAUAAAUGGAAAAUGGCAUUUUGUGAAAAUGCAAGACCCUCUCUUGGCUGUUGAAAGCAGUAAUUGUGAUAGGCACAUACAGUUCUUUUGCUGAAUAGGCUGUCUCUUUCUUGCAGCUGCCCUAACAUGACUAAAAAUGUUGCUUUUGAAAGGAACAACUCCCCUUUUCAUCUAGGACUACACUGUUUUUGGAAACGUAAUUCCUUUCUUUGCCCCCUUCAAUUUUACUAAAAGAGCUUUCUAGUAAUGACAAAAUCAGCAAAGUCCUGAUUUUACUUUUACUUCCUAUUUGGGGAUGUCGAUGUCAUAUUGUGAAAUUUAAUUUGGCGAUUUUUAAAGCUGCUUGUCAUUGCCUAGUGUUUUUGUUUAGUUUGUCAGUGAUGGUCAGAAGUUGAGAAUGGAAUCAUUCACCAUUUUCCACUGAUAGAGGGAGUAAGUCAGUCACAUUCUUUAUUGAAUCAUCCAAGAUUUAGGCUGCGAAUAACAUAAUAGGCCUAUUUAUUUUUCAAUGCUGUCUUUACUUAAGUUCUAUGUUUUGAUGAUUUGAUUUGAUUUGUUUUGUUAUAUUCUGAAGAUCAAAGUUGUAUUUAUCUGAUUUACAAAUCUACUCAUAACUUUCUAAAAAAGCUGAUGAAUUAUUUAUCGUUUUUGUGUUUUAGAAAUAUUUCUUUACUUUGAGCUUUAACUUAAUUGCAUGUGUAUGUAUGAUCUGCUUUCCAUUGUGGUAUUGUUGUAUGAGUUCUUUAAUUAUUGCUCGAAAUAUUGGCUUUUUGAUAGACAGAGGUUUACCCAGAGCUUUAUAGCCCCUUUUAUGAAAAGAAUUUGGUUGAGGGAGGGGGGUUGUCGGAGGAGCCACCACCAUGCGUUAACCAGUUCUGCUUUGUGACUUGUUUUUCAUUUAAACUAUUGUUAAUUCGCUCAUAUGACCCUAUGCAGUUGCGAGCUCUGUAAAACUCUUACUAAAACAAACUACCGUUUCUUCUCUUUUUUUUUCUGUAAGGAAAUUGAUUCGUUAAGAAAAUCAAAGGUCACAACAUGUCAUACAUCGAAUAUAUCUGCCAACUAGCUUGUAAAAAAGUAUUUAAUAUGUUUUUGAGGGUCUUGGUACAUAAGUCCGCUAUUGUUUCUGAAAAUCAUUCUCUGUUUACUGGUAUUCCUCCUCAUGGGCUUGGCGAUAGCAUUGAAAAAUUGCGAACUUUCAAUAUUGAAUUCGCGAAUGAUAGUGAGAAAA